AGAGGCCGGAGGGAAGGCAGGGAGGGAGGGCCCCGGCCGCCCUGCCCUCCGCCCUCCGCCGCCGCGCCCGCCCGCGCCCCCCUCCCCGCGCCGCCCGGCAUGGACGGCGGCGGGGGCGGCCCCGAGGGCACCGGCCUGGAUAAAAUGCUCGAGGGCUCCGCUCGCUGCCGAAGAUCCCUCCCCGCCCUGCCCCUGCCGUGAUCCCGACCCCCGCCGCAGCCCAGCCAGGACCCCCCGCGCCCGCCGGGCUCCGAUGGAAGAGGCGCCGGGCCGGAGCAGCCCCCCCGGGACGGAGGGCGCCCCAUGAGCCCCCCCAGAUGAGCCACGCAGCCAAGGGGGAGCCCCCCGGGGCCGGCAUGGCACAGGAGGGGCCGCCCGCCUUCUACCCCAGCCAGGAGCUGGACCUGUCCACCAAGGUGUACAAGAGGGAGUCAGGGAGCCCCUUCUCGGUGCUGGUGGACAGCAAAGUGAGCAAGGGCCACCUCCACGAGAGGGAGGAGCAGCCGUUUUUCAGGGAGAGCAGAGCGGUAGGAGAGGUCCGGGCUGUGAAAGAAGACAGGGAAAACUCUGACGACUCUGAGGAGGAGGAAGAGGAGGAAGAUGAAGUGACUUACAAAAGGGAGCAGAUUAUAGUGGAGGUAAACCUUAACAACCAAACCUUAAAUGUGUCCAAAGGGGAGAAGGGUGUCCCCUCCCAGUCCAAAGAGACUGCUGUCCUUAAGAGCAGCAGUGAGGAAGAGGAGGGUGACAGUGGGGAAGAGGCCACGGAAGACAGUAAUGAUUAUGAGGAGAAUGAGAGGCAGAAGAAAAAGGAGAAAAGAGUGGAGAAGGUUAGUGUUGGCCAGAGGAGAAGCAGGAGAGCCGCCUCCGCCGCGGCCGCCGCCGCCUCGCCGGCGCCCCGGGCCACGCGCGGCCGCAGGAAGAGCUCGGAGCCCCCCAAGCGUAAGAAGAAAGCUGCAAAGGAGCCCAAGGCACCUGUGCAGAAAUCCAAGUGCGAGGAGAAGGAGACUCUGACCUGUGAGAAGUGCCCCAGGGUGUUUAACACACGCUGGUACCUGGAGAAGCACAUGAACGUCACCCACAGGCGGAUGCAGAUCUGCGACAAAUGUGGGAAGAAAUUUGUGCUAGAGAGUGAGCUGUCCCUCCACCAGCAAACUGACUGUGAAAAAAACAUCCAGUGCGUGUCCUGCAACAAAUCCUUCAAGAAGCUCUGGUCCCUCCACGAGCACAUCAAGAUCGUGCACGGCUACGCCGAGAAGAAAUUCUCGUGCGAGAUCUGCGAGAAGAAAUUCUACACCAUGGCCCACGUGCGCAAACACAUGGUUGCCCACACCAAGGACAUGCCCUUCACCUGCGAGACCUGCGGCAAGUCCUUCAAGCGCAGCAUGUCCCUCAAGGUGCACUCCCUGCAGCACUCGGGGGAAAAGCCCUUCCGCUGCGAGAACUGCGACGAGAGGUUCCAGUACAAGUACCAGCUGCGCUCCCACAUGAGCAUCCACAUCGGGCACAAGCAGUUCAUGUGCCAGUGGUGUGGCAAGGACUUCAACAUGAAGCAGUACUUCGACGAGCACAUGAAAACCCACACUGGAGAGAAGCCCUUCAUCUGCGAGAUCUGCGGCAAGAGCUUCACCAGCCGGCCCAACAUGAAGCGGCACCGGCGCACGCACACGGGCGAGAAGCCGUACCCGUGCGACGUCUGCGGGCAGCGCUUCCGCUUCUCCAACAUGCUCAAGGCGCACAAGGAGAAAUGUUUCCGUGUCACCAGCCCUGGCACCAGCCCCGGCCCCGGCCCCGCCGGCCCCGCUCUGCUGCCCGGGCCCUGCCCGGCCCCUCCGGCCGCGGGCGCCGCCGCGCUGGGGCUGGGCCCGGCCGCGCCGCCGCGCCCCGUCCCGCACCCCUACGGCGCCCUGGCCCUGCCGCCCCACGGGCACCACCCCCACGGGCACCACCCCCAGCACCUGCCCGUGCCCCCCGUGCCGCACCUGCCGCCGCCCCCCGCCCUGUUCAAGAGCGAGCCCCUGAACCACCGCGGGCACGGGCACGGGCACGGCGGCGAUGGCUUCCUGCGGCACCUGGAGAAGGGCAGCCCGGCACAGCCGCACUGACACCGGCUGGCACCUGGCACCUGGCAUCCAGGUUUGGGAGCUGGGACACGGGGAGGGAGCUGGGGUGGGAGCUGGGAUGGGAUUGAGGUGCUGUGAGUGAGCACGGGCACGGCUUCCUGCGGCAUCUGGGUGAGGGCAGCCUGGCACGGCUGACACUGGCUGGCAUCCAGGUGUGGGAGCUGGCAUCCAGGUGUGGGAGCUGGCAUCCAGGUGUGUGUGGGAUCCAGGAUGGGUUUGGACCACCAUGGCAAUGGUCAUGACUUCCUAUGGCACCUGGACACGGGCAGCCUGGCACAGCCACACUGACACCGGCUGGCAUCCAGGUGUGGGAGCUGGCAUCCAGGUGUGGGGUCUGGGAUGGGAUUGGAGCACCAUGGCCAUAGGCAUGGCUUUCUAUGGCACCUGGACAUGGGCAGCCUGGCACAGCCACACUGACACCGGCUGGCAUCCAGGUGUGGGAGCUGGCAUCCAGGUGUGGGAUCUGUGAUGGGAUUGGACCACCAUGGCCAUGGGCACGGCUUCCUAUGGCACCUGGACACGGGCAGCCUGGCACAGCCACACUGACACCGGCUGGCAUCCAGGUGUGGGAGCUGGCAUGGGACUGGACUGCCAUGGCCACGGGCACGGCUUCCUGCAGCACUGGGCAGGGCCAGCCUGGCACAGCCCCACUGGGAUCAGGGCCUGGCACGGGAUCGGGCUCUGGGAUCCCAUCUGGGGUCCAGGUUUGGGAUCUGGGAUGGCAUCGAGACCCUGAGGCACCUGGGUGAGCCCACCUGGCACAGCCACACUGGCACCAGCUGGGAUCGGGGACCCGGGAUCCAGGUUUGGGAUCUGGGAUCCAGGUUUGGGAUCUGGGAUCUGCUCUCCUGCUGCCCCACUUUGUGCUUGGGGUCAGGGUUUGGGAUCUGGGACGGGAUGGAGCCCCAGAGCCACCACGGGCAUGGGCACACCUGGACAUGGCCACGGGCUGGGGUCCAGGAUGGGAUCUGGAUCUGGGAUCCAGGAUGGGAUCUGGGAUCCAGGAUGGAUCUGGGAUCUGCCCUCCUGCCACCUCACACAGCGCUUGGGAUCUGGGUCUGGGAUCCAGGAUCCAGCUCUGGGAUCCAAUCUGGGUCUGGGAUCAAGGAUCCAGCUUUGGGAUCCAAUCUGGGUCUGGGAUCUGGGAUCCAAUCUGGGUCUGGGAUCCAGGAUCCGGCUCUGGGAUCUGGGAUCCAAUCUGGGUCUGGGAUCCAGGAUCCAGCUGUGGGACCCAAUCUGGGUCUGGGAUCCAGGAUCCAGCUCUGGAAUCCAGUCUGGCUCUGGGAUCCAGGAUCCAGCUGUGGGAUCCAUCCUGGCUCUGGGAUUUCUGGGAUCCAUCCUGGCUCUGGGAUUUCCGGGAUCCAUCCUGGCUCUGGGAUUUCCGGGAUCCAUCCUGGCUCUGGGAUCUCCGGGAUCCCUCCUGGCUCUGGGAUUUCCGGGAUCCCUCCUGGCUCUGGGAUUUCUGGGAUCCCUCCUGGCUCUGGGAUCUGCCCUCCCACCAUGCCCCAGGGCCGAGCUCUCCCCCCCCCCACCCCCCCCUCCCCAGGUCCCCUCUCGAGGACCCCCCAGGACUGAAAUCCCCCAAAUUUUUGCGUUUUCCCGGUGACUUUUCUACAGCCCGGCCCCCGAGCCCGGCGGGAUUUUCUAAUUUCAUAUCAGCUGACGAGGUUUGCUUGGCUUUUAUAUCCCGGCCCUCUCCUCAAAGAGGAGCUCUUUGUACUAAUGGGAAAGGCUGUGAGUUAAUUAAUACAGAGCAUUAAUGAUCA
Messenger RNA from Serinus canaria (Common canary), 3889 nucleotides. It is a transcript of the gene ZNF652, whose product is annotated as zinc finger protein 652. NCBI's taxonomy places the organism in Eukaryota, Metazoa, Chordata, Aves, Passeriformes, Fringillidae. The transcript has 7 exons. Gene Ontology annotation, molecular function: DNA-binding transcription activator activity, RNA polymerase II-specific; RNA polymerase II cis-regulatory region sequence-specific DNA binding. Bases 318 to 2105 code for a protein of 595 amino acids. Gene Ontology annotation, cellular component: nucleus. The record is from RefSeq and is a predicted model, not a curated record. Gene Ontology annotation, biological process: regulation of transcription by RNA polymerase II.